GACGACAUUACCUAAGCUCCGAUUUUGCCUCGUUGUCUCCGCCACCCUUCUCGUUGUCUGAUCUUUCUAUAUCUACUCUGCUUCAACUUCCCCUCCUCUCUCACCUUUCACAGACAUCCCAAUUUGGAAAAUUUCUCACCUGCAAUGGCACAGUCUUUGAAUUUCUUCGUCUCCACGUCCCGUUCACCGGACUUCGCAAUCUCUACACAUUCCUACUCAAAACCCAUGUUUCAAACCCCCAAUCGUCUCUUGAAACUCGCCAAAUCCCCCCGCAAACCGGUUGUUUUAGUCUCCGCCGAUAACGGACAAGGGGGUUUAUCUGCCGUGGCGGCAGAGUAUGUUUCUGAUAAUGGGACUAAACCCAUCGUUACUGCUCCACCCGACUCGAGUUCGAUUGAAGUGGAUGCGGUAACAGAGGCCGAGCUGAAGGAGAACGGUUUCAGGAGUACUCGAAGGACGAAGCUUGUGUGCACGAUCGGACCCGCAACGUGCGGGUUUGAACAGCUGGAGGCGUUGGCCGUCGGAGGGAUGAACGUGGCAAGGAUUAAUAUGUGCCAUGGUACCCGUGAGUGGCACAAGACUGUGAUCGAACGAGUGAGGAGGUUGAAUGAGGAGAAAGGGUAUGCUGUUGCUAUUAUGAUGGAUACUGAAGGAAGUGAGAUUCAUAUGGGGGAUCUCGGUGGUGCUUCAUCGGCAAAAGCUGAGGAUGGAGAAGUAUGGACUUUCAGUGUUCGAGCUUAUGAUUCCCUUCGCCCUGAGCGUGCUAUCACUGUGAACUAUGAUGGUUUUGCAGAAGAUGUGAAAGUGGGAGAUGAACUCCUUGUUGACGGUGGAAUGGUGAGGUUUGAGGUCAUUGAAAAGAUUGGUCCAGAUGUCAAGUGCCUGUGUACCGAUCCAGGACUUCUGCUACCUCGUGCUAACCUAACCUUUUGGCGAGAUGGAAGCUUGGUUCGUGAACGUAAUGCCAUGCUUCCAACAAUUUCCUCAAAGGAUUGGUUGGAUAUCGAUUUUGGGAUUGCAGAAGGCGUUGAUUUUAUUGCUGUAUCGUUCGUCAAGUCAGCGGAAGUGAUUAAUCAUCUUAAAAGUUACAUCAAGGCCCGAUCUCGUGAUGGGGACAUAGCAGUACUUGCGAAGAUUGAAAGCAUUGACUCAUUGAAAAACUUGGAGGAGAUAAUUCAAGCUUCGGAUGGAGCCAUGGUAGCCAGAGGUGAUCUGGGUGCACAAAUUCCACUCGAACAGGUUCCGUUGGCUCAACAAAAGAUCGUUCAAGUUUGCAGACAGUUGAACAAACCGGUAAUCGUUGCUUCUCAGCUGCUUGAAUCUAUGAUCGAGUACCCGACACCCACUAGGGCUGAAGUGGCCGAUGUUUCUGAAGCAGUUAGGCAACGAGCCGAUGCCCUUAUGCUCUCUGGUGAGUCGGCUAUGGGUCAGUUUCCCGAUAAGGCUUUGACCGUCUUGAGAAGCGUUAGUUUGAGAAUUGAGAGGUGGUGGAGGGAAGAGAAACAACAUGAAGCCAUGGAUCUCCCUGAUAUAGCGUCUUCUUUCUCUGAUAGUAUUUCCGAAGAGAUCUGCAAUUCCGCUGCCAAAAUGGCUAAUAAUUUAGAGGUGGAUGCGCUUUUUGUCUACACGAAAGAUGGACAUAUGGCAUCUCUCCUCUCCCGUUGUCGGCCCGACUGCCCCAUUUUUGCUUUUACGACCGAUGCUUCCGUCAGAAGACGUCUAAAUCUACAGUGGGGCCUAAUACCGUUUCGCCUGGGCUUCUCAGAUGACAUGGAAAGCAACCUCAACAAAACUUUCUCACUACUCAAAGCCCGAGGUAUGAUUAAAUCCGGGGACCUUGUUAUUGCUGUGUCCGACAUGUUGCAAUCGAUUCAAGUUAUGAAUGUGCCAUAAGAAACACAUGUUUUCACCCGUAUUUCUUGGUGCCGAUAGCCUCAACGAUUAUAUUUGAUAGAUGGUGGUUGUAUUUAUGUCUUUUCGUGUACUAGGACCCGGUAUCACCGGAGAAUUAUUACUUAUGGAUUGUGUAAUAAUUGGUUUUGGGUGUUUAGAGAUGGUUGUUUGUUA
Cynara cardunculus var. scolymus (artichoke) is the source of this 2067-nucleotide messenger RNA. RefSeq names its product pyruvate kinase isozyme A, chloroplastic. The coding region runs from base 145 to 1893 and encodes 582 amino acids. The record is from RefSeq and is a predicted model, not a curated record. Gene Ontology annotation, cellular component: cytoplasm; chloroplast stroma. Gene Ontology annotation, molecular function: magnesium ion binding; pyruvate kinase activity; potassium ion binding. NCBI's taxonomy places the organism in Eukaryota, Viridiplantae, Streptophyta, Magnoliopsida, Asterales, Asteraceae. The transcript is spliced from 6 exons. Gene Ontology annotation, biological process: glycolytic process.